AUGAUCAACUCAGCAUUAUUGCUGUUAGUCAUCGCGCAGCCAUUAUCUGCGAUAUUAUUCAACUUGGAUUUCGAAUUGCCCCCUCCGAUCGUUCACCAACUGCCACCAGAACCACCUGGGUGCUGCAGUCCAAUUCAAUGUGCAUUUGCUAACUCAAAACCGCCAUGUCCAAUCGGAGGAGCAGGGGGAGGAGGAGGAGGAGGGUAA
Messenger RNA from Cylicocyclus nassatus, 207 nucleotides. The record is from the annotation of a GenBank genome assembly. Lineage: Eukaryota; Metazoa; Nematoda; Chromadorea; Rhabditida; Strongylidae.